AUGUCUAUGAAGUCCAAAAUCAGAGCCUUUUUUGGCCCUACCAGACAAUAUGCUGUGGCUGGAGCCAGUAACAAUCCUACGAAAUUCGGAUUCAAGAUCUUGAGCUGGUAUGUCUCUCACAACUUAACGGCUAUACCAAUAAACCCUAGAGAACAGGAGAUUUUGGGUCAAAAUGUCAUUUCUAAUGUGACUCAGAUUUUGGAGUCUAUUGUAGCCAAGUCAGAUUUGAACGGUUAUAAGUUGCUGGACGUGGAUGGAUUGAGCAUCUCUUUCUUGACUCCUCCUCAUAUCACAACAACUACCUUAAAGCAGAUAGCUGAUGUAGAGGGUUACGAAAACAUCGUCAAGGGAUUAUGGUUUCAACCUGGAAGCUACGACCAGGAAGUGUUGGAUACAGCUGAAAAGAUCGGCUUGUUCAGCAAGGUAGUCUACGAAGACGAAUGUAUAUUGGUCAGAGGAGAAGAAGGUUUGCACAGUGCUAAUUUGUAG
This is a messenger RNA of Scheffersomyces stipitis CBS 6054, 489 nucleotides long. RefSeq lists its product as uncharacterized. The transcript has a single exon. Lineage: Eukaryota; Fungi; Ascomycota; Pichiomycetes; Serinales; Debaryomycetaceae. The record is from RefSeq and is a predicted model, not a curated record. The coding region runs from base 1 to 489 and encodes 162 amino acids.